CAGUUCCCCGAGUCAGAAUAUCAAAAAUCAAAAGAAAAAGAAAAUGAAACAGAAACCAGAUACAGACACAGACCUCAACAGAACCCUUGGCGGCUCCGAUUCCCUCCUCCGUCCCUGCCUUUCCCUUCUCACGCGCCGCGACUUCACCGCGUGCCGCGACUCCGCCACUCGCCUCCCAAGAUCCGACCCCGACGUCGCCCUCCAGCUCGACCAAAUCAUCGCCGUCGCCGAAGUCCUCGCGGCCGCCACGCCCCGCCACGACCACCGCCUGGACUGGUACUCCAUCCUGCGCCUCCCGCCCAACGGCGCCUCCGCCGCGGAGCGCGACACGGUGCGGCGGCAGUUCAAGACCCUGGUGCGGCUCCUGGACCCCAACAAGAACACCUUCCCUUUCGCCGCAGAGGCCCUCAUGCGCGUGCGCGAGGCCUGGUCCGUGCUCUCCGACCCCGAGCGCAAGGCCCGCUUCGACCGCGAGAUCCAGGGCGCCACGGCGUCGUUUUGGACAAUGUGCCCUUACUGCUGGUUCCUGCACGAGUACGAGAGCCGCUACGAGGACUGCACUCUGCGCUGCGCCAACUGCCGGAAGACCUUUCACGGAGCGUCGGUGGUGGCGGGGAAGGACGAGUACUACUGCUACCACGUCAGCUUGCCUAUGAGGUACCCUGUUGGCGAACGGUGUCGUUUAGGGGAUGAUGGCAGUGCCGGGAGGAAGAGGUUGAGGGUUAAAACAGUGGCUAAUAGGGUCAAAAUGAAAGUGUUUGUUGAUGCCAAUGGUGACUUGGAUUCCGCGAGUGAUUGA
Messenger RNA from Cajanus cajan (pigeon pea), 799 nucleotides. NCBI's taxonomy places the organism in Eukaryota, Viridiplantae, Streptophyta, Magnoliopsida, Fabales, Fabaceae. The record is from RefSeq and is a predicted model, not a curated record.